UCACUCUGCCUCACUUACCCCUAAUUAUAUUAUCUUUCAGAUUUUUGAUCACGGGAAGUAGCUUCAAGUCUCUAGGUUACAGCUAUCGCAUGGGGUUUAGUACAGUGCGCUCUAUCGUACAUGAAACCUGCCGAGUCAUUUGGAAUGCCCUAAGACCUAGUGUUAUGCCAAAACCAACAAGGGAAAAAUGGACGCGAAUCGCGAUGGAAUUUGAUGAAAAAUGGAAUUUCCCGAACUGCAUCGGUGCAAUAGAUGAUGUAGGAUCAUAUGGACGAAAUAGUGAUGGAGGUAUAAUGCAAAACUCAAUAUUUGGAAAAAAAUUGACUUCUAAUGCCCUCGAUAUUCCCCCAAAAAAACGUUUACCGAGGACAGAUCUUGAGUUGCCGUAUGUUUUUGUAGCAGACGAGGCUUUUCCGUUAACCACAAACAUUAUGAGACCAUUUAGUGGCGAUCGAUUGACAGAUGAAGCAAUGAAAAUAUACAAUUAUCGUUUGAGUAGAGCCAGGCGUAUCGUCGAAAAUGCAUUUGGUAUACUUCAAGAACGUUUCGAAUUAUGUCAAAAAGGAAUUCAGGUUCAACCAAAAUAUGUUGAUAAUAUCAUUUUAGCAUGUACUUGCUUACACAAUUUCAUCAUAGGUGGUACAAGCACAGAAAGCCAAAAUAUAGCAAGUGUAAGCAUUAAUUUAGAAAACGAUAAUAAUAUGAACAAUGCAUUAGAUGGUAUGACAGUACGGGAGAUGUUUAAAGAUUACUUUAGGUCUGAUGAGGGCUCUAUUCCAUGGCAAAACGAUAUUGUAAAUAGACAUUAAUACUGUGUUAAAUCUGAAAAUAUAAUUAUAGUGCAAAAAUAUUUA
Messenger RNA from Melitaea cinxia (Glanville fritillary), 854 nucleotides. RefSeq lists its product as uncharacterized. Bases 90 to 809 code for a protein of 239 amino acids. The transcript has 2 exons. The record is from RefSeq and is a predicted model, not a curated record. NCBI's taxonomy places the organism in Eukaryota, Metazoa, Arthropoda, Insecta, Lepidoptera, Nymphalidae.